Molecule: messenger RNA, 2052 nt
Organism: Phycomyces blakesleeanus NRRL 1555(-)
Lineage: Eukaryota; Fungi; Mucoromycota; Mucoromycetes; Mucorales; Phycomycetaceae
Exons: 9
Coding region: 1-2052 (683 amino acids)
Biological process (GO): microtubule cytoskeleton organization; microtubule-based movement
Cellular component (GO): cytoplasmic dynein complex; centrosome
Molecular function (GO): dynein heavy chain binding
Source: RefSeq, a predicted model, not a curated record
AUGACUCUCCUACGACCAAGCACCAACAAUACCACUCCUUCACAGAGCCAAUCUACUUCCUCAACCUUGGGAAUAUCAACACAAACACAACAUACUCAACCAGCCUCAGACAAAGAUGAGAUCUGGUCUACAAUCCUCAGAGGAGUAGCAUCAUCUAAAAUGGUUCCUACAAAGAAUGUCCUCAUUCUUGGUGAUCCUAAAUGUGGUAAAUCUACCUUGAUUCACUAUCUUAAACACGAUCCUGGACCACAGACACCAAAGUUGGAAUCAGACGACGUCCAACCUGGAACUUCUUUUGGUGUGUCUUCACAUCCAUACACAAUGACAGUAGACAAUCUAGACAAAGGUUCCAUCAGCACGCUUGCAUUAGGCUACACCUUUGUUGAUGUUCAAGAUGAAGAAAAUGAAGCCAUGGCACGUCUUGGUCUUUAUCAAUUGGGCUUGUCGUCCCCAGAAUAUCAACCUCUGUUGAAAUUUGCAUUGAAUUCAGACACAUUGGCAGACUCGUUUGUAAUUCUGUGUCUUGAUUGGACCCGUCCUUGGAAGUUUCUUGAGACAUUAGAGCGUUGGAUCGAUGUCUUGCAGCGAUCAAUACAGGAGAUCUGCAAAGAAGGGAGUGUAGGAGAAUCCUGGAGUCGUGGAAAGGCAAUUGUGGAUGACCUUCGCGAGAAAGUGGAGCAUUUCUUAAAGACUUAUUCAGAACCUACCGUCAACGCAGCCCCACCGGUGCCAUCAUCAUCUACCAACACUGCAUCAACUCCAACCACAACGUCUGUGCCUUCUACUCCACUCACCACAGGGUUUGUGUUGACUCCCCUGGUCACAACAACCACUGCAGCAGAUCAAGUGACACUCCCUUUGACGCAGGGAUGUUUAACUAACAAUCUCGGUGUCCCGAUGGCUGUAGUAUGCUGCAAGAGUGAUGCGAUAAACACAUUGGAACAAACCCAGGAUUAUGAUGAAGAUCAGUUUGAUUUUAUACAACAAACACUGCGUUGCAUUUGUAUGAAAUAUGGUGCUGCUCUUGUAUAUACUUCUACUCUCUAUCCUCACACCUUCCACAACCUGCGUCAGUACAUUCUACAUCGCCUAUUGACCAGAUCCACAAAAACCUUUCCAUUUUCUCUCAAGGCCCAGGUGGUUGAGCGUGAUUCGGUAUUUGUGCCGUCGGGCUGGGAUUCAUGGGGAAAGAUCCGGAUCCUCAAGGAAGGUUUUGAUUGUGAAGGUGUGAGUGCAGGCUGGGAUGCAGAUAUAGAAGCUGUUGCAGACAGGCAACAACCAGGCGAUCAUGGCGCAAGAGGGCUUUACGAAGAAGCUACGCCUAAUCCAGAUACAGGAGACAUGCCACUUAACAUUCCUCCAGUGGUUGUGUGUGAAGAUGAACAAGUGUUUUUGGAAAGACACUUUGAAACUCUUCAGCGCGCCCCAGAAAUCCAGAAUAGAAGCGGAACCGGUGCUGAUGCAUCAUUGACCCGUCCAAGUGUCGUAGGACCCCUGGGAAUUUCCUCGUUGGUCCUUGACACAGUCAAAAGUGAAGAUUUUGAAAAUGAUCUUCCAAGACAACGCAAGGAAUCACCAUUUGAUAAACUAACCCUAGGAAAGCUAUCUUCAAGUGGUAGUAAUGGUUCAAUUGACAGACUACAUGGCUUCGCAGGGUCUAGUGCUACAUCCCAAUCCCACCUUGGAUCUCCGGGCUCAUUGGGUGGCGGUAUGAUGGGCGAAGGUAUCGGUGCUGGAAAUGGUGGUAUCGGUGGCAUCAACAGCAGCAGCAGCAUUAGUAGUAGUAACAGCAGCAGUAGUGGAGGUGGACCUUCACAUGAAGUUUUGGCCAAUUUCUUCCAGUCUUUGAUAUCCAAAAAGGCUCCCUUGACCGGAGCGACUCCCCUGGCCGGUUCCCCCAAAGGGGGAUCCUCUUCUUCUUCCCUAAGCAGUCUUUUGGGUGCCCAAUCCUUGUCCAACCGCAGCGAAGAUGGUAAAGGACGUCCACCUCAAGUUAGUCGAAAAGAUGUUUACAAAGAAUUGGACAAGAUGCCUCAUUACACGACCAAGUAG